AUGUCGCACUUGGCACGCACCAUUCGUCCAGCGGCCCGCCGCCUCGCUGCCGGUCGCCCGGCUGUCGCGCCCGCGCCUCUCGUAAUCCAGAGAUGCUUCGCCGACAAGCCCCCCAUCUACACCGAGAAGGCCGUCAACCACGAACUGGGUGUUGGUGAGCUCGAGGGUAUCAAGUUUCGCGUUGAGCCAUUGCGUCGUGUUGGCGAGGAUGAGCGAACCAUGCGUGCCCGUCUCCUCUACCAAUCCCGCAAGCGUGGCACCCUCGAAUCAGAUCUCCUUCUUUCGACCUUCGCCAACGAGAACCUCCCCACCAUGACCAAGGCCCAGAUGCAGCAGUACGACCUCUUCCUUGACGAAAACGACUGGGAUAUCUACUACUGGGCCACACAAGAAGAAGCUCCCUCCGCUUCUGCCCCGACCACCGGCGGUUCCGAUAUCCUCGCCUCGUCCACGACCAACGCUGCCGAGUCUUACCGCGGCGUCGGCGACGGCGCCAAGAAGACCAUUGACUCGGGCGCCGGCGCCAGCACGGUCGAGGAUGUGCAAGUCCAACCCCCGCGCGCAGGAGAGUGGUCCAACACGAUCGGCACCUUUAAGGCUGCAUACCGUCCUGUGCCGGUCCGGUGGAAGGGCAGCGAGAUCCUCGAGAUGAUCCGCGCGCAUGUAAGGAGUCGGAGGGCCGACGGAACCGUGGGCGUGCACCGGGAUGUGCAGGAGAGAAAGGAGGGCGGCAUGGGCUUCAUGCCACCUCUUUUCGAUGUUGACCAGGCCAGCAAGAAAUAA
Molecule: messenger RNA, 783 nt
Organism: Colletotrichum karsti
Lineage: Eukaryota; Fungi; Ascomycota; Sordariomycetes; Glomerellales; Glomerellaceae
Exons: 2
Coding region: 1-783 (260 amino acids)
Biological process (GO): protein-FAD linkage; mitochondrial electron transport, succinate to ubiquinone; tricarboxylic acid cycle
Cellular component (GO): mitochondrion
Source: RefSeq, a predicted model, not a curated record